Molecule: messenger RNA, 5895 nt
Organism: Chironomus riparius
Lineage: Eukaryota; Metazoa; Arthropoda; Insecta; Diptera; Chironomidae
Source: the annotation of a GenBank genome assembly
AUUUUCUCGAAAACAUUUUUAAAUUUUUUAAAUUCAACUUUUACAAAAACUUUAAAAGUUUGAUUAAUUGUGUCUUAGUGAAGUUAAUGUGACCAAUAAUCUUGAUCAUAUAAAGUUGAAGUGUAAUUUUGUGAAUUUCAUCACUUUUUUUAAGGCACAAAAAUUUUUGCUUGACAUUUUUUCAUAUUUUAUUUUAAAAAUUUAAACGCUGCGCAAUGUCUGACGAGGUUUAUGAGCAAGGCAGUUCCAGUUCUAAGCAAUUUGAAGUCAUUGAACCUCCAAAAUCACCACCAAGUCUUCUCAGCGAUGCAAAUUUGAUUAAAAUUGAUAAAAAAUUAAUCUUUAAAUUAUCAAAAGAUGGCAAAAAUGUAAAGAAGGAAGUCAAAAGUAUCUGCAAAGUCCUUCAUUUCUCAUCCGAGUGGAGUUUUGAGGAAGUCAUGACAACUAUUGAUGGAUUGGACCCUAAAGAAAAUCCACAACUGUUCAUUUUCAUGAUUGAGGCAACAAAUUUGGGAUUUUCUUCAAAUAAUCAGGAUGAUUCAUCAGCAAAAGUAGCACAAAUACAUCAAAUGCUGCUCAAAUUCAGCCUCACACGUCCAAUGAUCCUCCAACUUACGUCUGAAGAUGAAAAUAUGUCAAAAUUUUACUACAAAGAUGAAAAUUCGAACCAAUUUGAUGUUGUUGAUGAUUUGCAGCAUAAGAUUGAGAACAUCAACAGUUUUUCAACAUUUAUGAGCUGUUUUCUGGAUAGGAACUUAGUCAGUACUGAGAAUAAGCUGCUUGGCAUGCUUGACCAACUCCAAAAUUCAUCUACUUUUUUGAGAUUCCUUAAAACCUUGAAAUUAAGCGAUAAAUUCUUCCAAAAGUUGGUUCUUAAAUGUUCAAAAAACUCAUCAUUGGCUGAAUUUAUGGCUGUUUUGGAUGUUCCAUUUGAAAAUGACCAAAUGACUCUAAAUUGUAAAGCACAAAGCUACUUGUCUCAAGUAUUUAAAGGUAGUCAACCUCUGGAUGUAUCAACAUCAGUUCUUCUUACAGCUGUAGAGAACCAAAAUGUAGAAGUCAUCGACUAUUUAUUAUUGGAUCUUACUCAUUUUAUCCAGCAACUUCCAUUUGAUCAUCAAGUUAAAGUUUCUACAUCUGCCUUUGAGAGAGGUCAACUUCAUGAUUUCUGCAACUUGAUUGAUGUUGCUGACUUUCCAUUUCCUGAUAAGUUCAAAAAGGAACCAACUGAGCAUGACAGAUUUGAAGCAAUUGUUGAAGAACGAGCAGAACUUGAAGCUGCAAUAAAAGAAGAAAAUUUUGAUGGCAUUGCCAAGUAUACCAAAAUAAAUCAAAACCUUAAAGUUGUUUAUAACAUCAACAAUAAAUCAGCAUUAAGUCUAGCUGCUGAAUUUGAGAAAUUGAGUGCAUUCAACUAUUUAAAGUUGAGUGGUUUCAAAACAACAAAUCCGAAUGAAAAACUUGAAGAAUGUGAAAAAAAGACGAGGAAGUUUGUAGCACAACAGAGGAAGCAAAAUGUCAGCACAGCUUUAAUUGAUGACGAAAGGUCUGUUAAUUUACUGUGCAAUAAGUCAGUAAUUUGCAACAAGAGAAUUAGUAAGGAACAAGAGAUGAAAUAUAGGAAGAAGAUCAGGAGCUGGUUUGAAGACAUCAGCAAGAUCCAAAAUGGUUCAGAAUUUCUUGAUGUUGCUGCUUCCUGUCCUAAGCUGACAAUCAUCUUUGAUUUCGAAAAUAAAACGGUAGAAAAUGUCAGCUUAUCCGGACCAAAUGUAGAAGGUUCCAUGUAUCCGUUAUCCAAGUGGAUCUUCGUUGGUGCUAAAUUGAUUGAUGAUUCUGGAGCACAGCGUGAACAGAAGAUCAAAGGAGUUUUGGCACACGAACUGUGUCAUUAUGUCAUGCGACUAGUUUAUGAGAAUCAGGAGAUGCCUUACUAUAAGGACAGCAAUGAUAUGAAGAAUAAGUUUAAGGCAAUUGUCAAAACUAUCAACAAGUGGACAACAGAAGAUUUAGAACGUCCUGAUGAUAAGUGCAAUGGAAUCAUUUCAUCAGUUUUUACAGCAUAUAAAGUUGAGGACUUCCAUCCAGAGCUGAUCGUCCGAGUUGUCCAAAUCCUGUCAAAUUUUGAUGAUUCCGAAGAGAAAGUGAAGCAUCUUGAACUAAAAUACAAAGUUCUCUUUGAUUUCUGGUUCAAUCAAGUUGUUCCUGAUCUUCAAAAGUAUCUUCAAAGAAAUGAAGAAGUAAUCAGGUUAAAUAGAACUAUUGAACUGCUUCCUGCUAUUCAAAAACUUAAAAUUAAGCUCCUUAAUCAAGAUAAAGUAACAAAAAUAACUGAGAAUAAAGUUGUUGUGGUAAAGACGAAUGUACCGAAGCUGUUGCUCAUCAACAUCCAUGAAGACCUCCAGAAGAAAGAUCGAAGCUUGUUUAAUUCACAAAAUAUUUUUAUUGAUCCUGAAAAGCUUAAAAACCUACAACUUUGGGAUGAUUAUAAUUCAAUAUGUUCUGACAAUCAGGAACUAAGCAUCUUUGUGGACUGCACACAUGAAAUUCCGGAUAGUCUGGGAAGUAUUUUCAUCAACAAGGAACUAAAUUUCAUAUUUAUUGUGUCAAAUGAGGUCCAAUGUGAAAAAGUCAAUGAAAUUUUUAAGGAACAGGAAAUUAAAAAUGCAAUAAAAUUGGAAGUAACUUACAACUGGAAAGACUUGACAGAAGGAAGUCAAAAUUUGAUGUUGAAAACCAAAAUUAACUUCCAAAAUAAUUCACAAAUUUCAUUGUUGGAUCUUGUAAUGAACAGAAUUGAAACUGAGGAACCGACAACCAGCACAGCAGUAGAAAAUGACAAGGAAGACAUUAAUGAUCUGAUAGAUGAACAGCUUUUGAACUUAGUCCUGGAAAAUCAUCAAGUUUUAAUCAACUCAAAUGAAAAUGAUGACAAAAAUUUUGACUUGCUUUACAAAAAAAGAGGUUUUGUUAAAAAGGUUAUAAUAACUGCAGAGAAUGAGGAAGAUGAGGAUUCGGAGGAUGAAAAAUCAGAAGGAUUAUUUACAAAAAUUCUCAACGUUUUUCUUAAAAACAAACCAAAAAAUAUAAAUUUAAUCAGAAGAAAAAUUAAAAGCGAACAAAUUUCACAAGAAAAACUUCUUGAAGAAUCCAAAAACCAGCAAUACGUCCUCAUCUCAGAUUAUGCUGGAAAUGGCAAAAGUUGGGCGAUGAAAAACUUGUCGAAAAUCCUUCGAGAACAAAAUCCAACAAGUUGGGUGAGUUAUGUGGACUUGAAGCAGUUCAUUGACCAGUUUAAGGCACAAAAAGCCGAGCCAGACUUUUCAUCUUUUAUGAUCGAGCACAUUUUAAAGCCACAACAGCAAUUUGAGGCCAAAAUAUUUCAAAAACUUUACAAGGACGGCCGAGUUUUCAUUCUUUUUGAUGGAUUUGAUGAAAUUGCUCCAAAUUAUGCUGAAUUUGUGUCUAAAUUGGCACAGAACUUUCAACAAAAUGGCGGAAAUCAGCUGUGGAUUGCAACUCGAGACUAUUUUGAGGUUGAUUUGAUGGAAAAACUUAAGCUUAAUGUUGCUUAUAGUCUUGAUGAGAUGACAGAGUAUGAUGGAAUUGACUUGAUAGCAAAAAGCUGGCUAUUGAUGGAUUUACAGAAAGACAAUAAUGAGCCAAAAUCUAAAAAAGAGUUCGACAAGUUCAUUAAAUCGUCGCCAAAAUAUGAAAAUUAUCAACAAAAAGCUCGAAAAAUAAUCAAAAAAGCUGAAAUUUCAAGAUAUAAUUCAGUUGGACUUCCUCAAUUGUUUAAAAUGAUUGCUGGUGGAUUCAAAGAUGAGGAAAAUGUUGAUGACUUGCAAGGAAUUAAAAUCUACGUUAAAUUUAUAGACAUUCUUUACAAAAGAUGGUCACAGGGCAAAGGUCAAAUCAGAGACGAAGCAAAUGUCAAAAGUCAGCGAUUUAAGCUUAGUUUCUACAAUUUUCAUCAAUUUCAAGCAGUUUUAAGUUUGUUCCCAGAAUUGGCUAAAAUCUUGUUUCCCAAUUAUGAUGGCAGUGAAUGGCCACAGGAAGAAGUCAUCGCUUGUGCCUUAAUGAGCAUAAAAAAUGGAAAAAUUUAUUUUCCUCACGAGACAUUCCGAGAAUAUUUUGUGGCUGAUGCUAUUGUUAAUGCUUUACAAAAUAAGGAAACAGAAAAAAAAGUUUUAAAAUUUGUGGAAAAAAUUUUUUACACCGAAAAAUUUAAAAUCAUCAAAAUUUUUAUUUUAAAUGCAAUUAAUGAAAAAUCUUUACUGGAAAAAGUUAAGCCACAAAUGGAGAAGCUGAUUUAUUGUGCAGAUAGUUUUGGACUGAUUUUUACCGAAAAUCUUGAGAAUCUUGCGGAUUUUUCAAUUAAAGUGCUUAAAAAUGGAAAUUAUAAAAGCGUUAAGGAUGUGUUGGAUAGAAAUACUGAGAUUAUUGUAAGGAACAUCAAAAGUGCAAAACUGUUUUCAAAAUUUCAAGAUUUUAUUUUUGUUUUCUUAAAAAUCGACGACUUGAAAGUUUUAAUCCUCAAAAGCUGUGUUCUUCAAAGAAUCGUCAAAUCAAGUCUCGGAAUUGAAAGUUUUAAAAAUUUUGUGACAAGAACAAAAGAAAAAACUGAUCGAGAAUUUAUCAGACAAGGAUUGAUGGUGAGGAGCAGUGAUCGGCAUAAAGGCAACAUUUUUUACUUCUUGACUGAAUCCACAAAUUUAAAUGCUCAAAAAGUCCAGAAAUUCUUAAAAAUCAUGGAAAAGUUCUUCGCAGCCACUGAAAUAAUUGAAUUAAUGAGCAAAUGCGACGCGGAAGGACGAAAUAUUUUACAAGUUUGUGUUUGGGUAAAAAACGAAGUAAAUUUGAAAAUUUUGUGGACAGAAAUUGAAAAAUAUUUUGAAGCCAAAAAUUUACCAAAAACUUUUAAAAAACUUGUUAAGCAACAAGACAGGUUGAAAGAAAACAUUCUUCAUUAUGCUGCCAAUUGUGACAAGAUUGAAGUUCAUGAGACUUUAUGGGAACUUUUGCUCAAAAAAAUUGAAGAUCGAGACGAAUUAAAGGAUUUUAUUCUGGACAGUUUUGUAAACAACUUUGUUCAUGAACUUGUGAAGGAAAAUUUAAAUCCAGCAAUAAUUGAGUUGACAUUUAAAAAUCUAAAAGAAAACUUCAGCGAUGCUCAAUUUCAAGAAAUUUUAACAUCAAAACAAAGGUGGGAAAUGAAUUUGCUUCAAAAUGCUGCAUUGUGGUCAAAAGUCAUCGAAGUUCAUCAAUUUUUAUGGAAAUUUUUCCGAGAAUUUUGUGGAACUGAUGCAAAGUAUUUGGAAAUGCUCAAAGAAGUCGAUGAAUUAGGACAAAAUAUUCUUCAAAUUGCUGCCGAAAAUGCAUCGAGUGAAGUUUUUGAGUUUUUGAUUCAAGAAUUAGAAAAAAUUGCAUCAAGAGAUGAAAUCAGGCAAAUGUUAAGGAAUUCAAAUAAGUUGAAUCAAAAUUUGUUGCAGUCAGCAGCAAGUUCGAACAAAUCUUCAGAACUUCAUAAAACUUUAUGGAAAACUUUGCGAAAAUAUUUUGAAAAAUCAGAAAUUUUGCAGUUUAUAAAAAAUGUUGACGUCGAUGGAAAUAAUCUUCUUUUUAAUGCUGUAAAUGGAUGGAACAAAAAAGAAACUGUGGAACUGACUUGGAAUGAAUUUAAAAGUUUUUUGACGCACGACGAACAAGCUGAAUAUUUAACAAUGAAAGGAAAAGAUGACAAAAAUUUAAAGCAAAUAUGUAGCAAAUACGAUAAGGAACUAAGCGCAUGGAUUGAAUCCCAAAUAAAAUAUUACAAACUAGUUUUUUAAAAACAUUCAAAUCCAAUCAAACUUAUAAAAUACCCCAGAUUAAAAGUUUAUUUCGUACCUUUAAUUU